AUGCGCUCAGUCGGUCUCAAAUGGCUGCUCUUGGCCGACAUCCACUUCAAGCACCAGGACCUAGAUCGCAUCACCAAGACUGCAGAGUGGAUCGCGUCUGUGGCAGCUCAGCGCCGUGUUCACCGCGUUGUGGUCUGUGGCGACCUGCUCACCACCCGCACCAGCCAGCCCACACACGUCCUCUCGGCCUGUUAUCGCUUCCUGGGCUCGCUCGUGCACGAAGCACAGGUGCCCCACGUGCACGUUGUGCUGGGCAACCAUGACCUAGCCUACCGCCGCGACAAUCUGCGCGCCACCACCGCCCUCGACGCGCUGCGCCUGGCCGCGCCUGCGGUGCAGCUGCAUUGGGAUGUCGGUCAGCACGUGUGGGAUGGCCGCCGCGUCUUGACGCUCCCAUUUCGCGAAGACCAGUCAGAGCUGACUGACGCUGUCGCCGCCUUGCGUGACGAGGACGCUGCCGAGACAGUUGCUUUUGCCCAUCUGGCUGUUCACAGAGCCAUCACCCAGCGCCAUGUCGUCAGGCCCAGCUCGGAUGCCACCAGUCGUAGGACUGGGUCUGUUGCGUACCACGGGCUGAUAGGGCCAGGCUACUUCUCUCGCCUGGCCAGGACGUUCACAGGACAUUUCCACUCGCACCAGUCCAUCUUGCAGCAGCCGUGGUCGGCAUUCAACUCCCGUGGUGGGCGGUCAGACGAGGUCGUGGAGGAGGCAGCCCGCCUGCGUGGGAGCGUUACAUACGUGGGAUCGCCGCUGCAGUUGACCUGGGCGGAUCUGUGGGAUGAGCAGCGGGGCGUCGUCCUGCUGGACCCUCAGACACUGGAUCAUGAGCUCAUUGUGAAUCCUCAUGCCGUAGGAUACGUGACUGUCGGCGUGGAGGAGGUUCUGGGUGGUGAGGCUGACCCGGAGCUGAUCCGUAGCAGACACGUCAUGUUGUUAGGUGAUCUCACACGAUUCAAGUAUGCCGCUGCGAGAGACAAGCUUAUCACUCUCGGGGCUCGCGGCAUCAGAAGCUGGAGUCCGAUCGCGCCCCGAUUUCAGGGCACGGUCGUGGCACAUGGGCUGGGUGCGUCAACGCCUGCCAGUGAUGCCUCGAUUCAAAAGCCAAACCUUGCGUUGGAGAACGAUAUGGAUCAAGCCAACGAACGAACCUCGAUAGACACGUUUGGUCAGGCAUUACAGGCUCAUGAGCCGCCUCAGCCGGAGCAGCUUGAUCUUCGCGAGCAACUGACAAGAUAUGUGGAUGCCCUCGAUCUGGACCAAUCGCUUGAGAAGUCUCGAGAGUUGCUCGUCCAGAUAGGCCAAAGACUAUUAGAGGCUGCAGCUAGCGAACAAGCCGAAGAGGAGAGCCAGACACUUGGAGGUGGCGAGCCCCAGGCUCUUGAUUAUAAGGACAUAACCCCACCUCGAAAUGUGGAUGUAACUGACCCAGCCACCGCCGCUCGAGUGAGGCCAUCGUCACCAAGUCCGACCUUCCGCUCUCCAACUGUCUUCAAUGCCCAACCUCGCUCGCUAAGCAUCACAAAUUUCCUCGGAGUACAAUCCACAAUCCACCUCGACUUCGGUACAGACGUCAAACGAGGCGUCACAUUCCUCGUGGGCGAGAACGGCUCUGGAAAGAGCACCCUCGUCGAGGCCAUCGUUUGGUGCCAGUUUGGAAAAUGCCUGCGCGCCGGAAUCGGUGCCGGCGAUGUGGUCAACGACAAGGUCAAAAAAGACUGCAGCGUGCGCAUGGUCUUUGACAACGGCUACGCCAUCACCAGGUUCCGCAAGCACAAGGAAUACGGCAACAGGAUCAUCGUCGAGCGGGACGGAAAAGUGCUGCCCGAGUUCGAGAAGUCGGAUGUCCGGAGCACGCAGGCGGCCAUCGACGAGUUGCUGGGCAUCAACUACACCACAUUUGUUAGGACUAUCGUGCUGGGCCAUGAGAGUGCCACGAGCUUCCUGAGCUCAACACCCUCACAGCGCAGAGACCUGAUCAUGUCCGUACUCGGGCUGGAAAUUCUAGACCGCUGCGGUACCACUACCAGGCGCCUUUUGCGCAGGAUGGGGGAGGAUGAGGCUCACCUGGCGUCUAGAGUGGCUGGACUGGAGCAGACGAUGGACCACGUGCAGGGGCGCAUCAUGCAGCUGGUCCAGACGAAGGACAAACUACAAACAGAGCUCGCGCACAUCGACCAGGAGAGGCAGGAGGCCCUCAAAGACGUCGAGGAAACGAUCGGACUCGGCACCAAGGGCGAUGACGAUGCUUCAGUUCAGUCUAAGCGGCUGGACGAGCAGAUGUCGACCACAGAACAACAGGAUUCCGAGAGACCAGAAAAACACACCGGUGCGAUGCUCCGCUGGGUACUGACGUAUCUCUCACGGAUGCAUCACAUUUUUCAGUCCAUAGACGCCGGCUUACAAUCAUCCUCUCUACCACGUUGGUCGCCUCGGAUGCUGUGGCAACGUAUUGCGGCGUGCUCUGCGAAAGUAUCUUUGGAAGACGUCGGCGAGAGAAUCGCAGAGCAGCGAAGGCAACUAUCCCGUCUUGAAGACCUUGGGGCAGAGCAGCAUAUCACACAAAAGAUAGCUACUGAGAGGGAUAUGUCGGAACAGGACGUACGGGAUAGCCUCGAGAAGAGAAAACUUCACGCAGCCAAGCAGGCCCGGCUCGGAGAACUCCAGGCCGCCACGCGGGCCAGCUGUGAAAAACUAGCCAUGAUUGAAGAGGUCAUCGACACGGAGACAGCAGCAAGGGAGAACCUCAAGACAGAAUGCGCCACCCUCGCAAAGGAACGGGCAAGCCUGGCCGCAGACCGCGAGCUCCUCGACUUUUGGGCCUCAGCGCUCGCGCAAAAGGCCCGGCGCGUUUCCUCGUCAUCGUCAUCCUCUUCAGCCACCACGUCGUUCUACACUUUCAGGGAAUUCAUUUUGGAGAAAUCCCUGAAAGAACUCAACACCGCCAUCACGCAUAUCCUCACGAUCCUAUUCGAGAAUAGCCGGCAUGCCACUGCACUGACAACGGGAAUGCUGCGCUCUCUCUUCGUCGGCGAUGACGAGGACAAUCACGAGACUGAAAAGGAGGGUGCUGGGCAGAACCAGAACAACGCUGCUGGAGCAGUCGCCCUCGACAGCUCCCUCUCUGUCGACAACCGCCUGUCCUACGGCAAGCGAAGCGGCGGCGAGCGCAAGCGUAUCGACCUCGCCCUCUUCUUUGCGCUGCUGCACGUCGGCCACACGCGGUCUCCGCACCGUGCCCACUACAUGCUCGUCGAUGAGGUGUUUGACAGCCUCGAUGCUGCAGGGCAGGCGGCUGUGGUCAGGUGGUGUGACUAUAUGGCGGAUGCGAGGGUCGCAUAUAUUGUUGUCAUCACGCACAGCGAGCAUCUGGAGAGUGGUGCUGGCAUGGCAGUUUUGUCUGCUAAGAUGGGGGCGGAUGGCGUUGAGUUGGACAUGGAUGGGAGGAGGGUUGGGGGGCCACUUACACUGUGA
Molecule: messenger RNA, 3471 nt
Organism: Cryphonectria parasitica EP155
Lineage: Eukaryota; Fungi; Ascomycota; Sordariomycetes; Diaporthales; Cryphonectriaceae
Product: P-loop containing nucleoside triphosphate hydrolase protein
Exons: 5
Coding region: 1-3471 (1156 amino acids)
Biological process (GO): double-strand break repair
Molecular function (GO): ATP hydrolysis activity
Source: RefSeq, a predicted model, not a curated record